Eurytemora carolleeae is the source of this 1192-nucleotide messenger RNA. RefSeq lists its product as uncharacterized. Bases 196 to 1161 code for a protein of 321 amino acids. The transcript has 16 exons. The record is from RefSeq and is a predicted model, not a curated record. NCBI's taxonomy places the organism in Eukaryota, Metazoa, Arthropoda, Copepoda, Calanoida, Temoridae.
GAAGACCCUGUAUAUUCAUAUUUGUUUAGCUGUCUGUUCAUCGUGGGAGAUGAUUACAAUUUGUGGGACCGGACUGAAGUUUGGGGUCAGAUUAAACCCUUUAAAUUAAUCUGGGACACCAGCCCUCCACUGGUUGAUAAUAUUGCACAAAUUGUUGAACCUCUUGGUCAUGGUUCAGUUCUGGGCCCUGCAAAUAUGAGAACAUUUAGAUCUGAUGGAGUUAUGUUAAGCUCAGUUCAAAACUAUAAGGGUGGAUAUAUGGCGGGUCAACAACAAGCUUGGCAGGCAACUUUGGAUUACUACAGAAAUGGCACGAUUUUCAGUGUUCAGCCAACACAAGAAGAUAUGUGGGUUGGUGGAAUUCUUCCUAAAGUUGGCCAAUUCGGCAGCACCUUGAUCUCCAUGUAUUCUCCAGAAGUUCUAGCAACAGCUGUAUUUGGAAUCAAAACUACACAUGCGCACUUUAGGCAGGAUGCGUUCGACGAAUAUCACGUCCAUAUGGCCGAAGAAGGAUUCGGCUGGCUGGUUGGAAGACAAGAUGAUGCUUUUGUGGCUCUUUAUUCAUGGCAGCUAGGAUAUUGGGAGCCCGAGAAUAUCACUGAAGAGGGAAUAGUUUACAGAGAUUUUGUAUCAGAAGGUGUGCAGAAUGUGUACAUCUGUGAAGUAGGAAAUCUCAAACUGAACGGUUCUUUCGAAGAUUUUGUUCAAAAUGUUGUAACUUCCACUGUACAGGUAAAUCUGGCAUACAAUGAUUCGUUAUUAGAGUGCCUUGUUGACAACGGAUGCUUGGAUAGUAUUCCAGCGUUAAUUGGAUGUCUUUUGGACACAUGCAGUUCUUCCUCAGAAGAGUUGUUUAGAAAAGAGCUUCAAACUGCUGUGGAUCACAGUGAUGAUCAACAAAUCUUCAGUUUGGUUGCCCAGCGUGUGAAUAAUAUUAGACAUUCUGAUGUCGAUGUUGUCUAUGUGAGAAACUCGACAAUAUUUGAGAUUGGGUGGAACAGUAAUUUUAUUGUGGAUGGAAACGAUAUUAGCACUGAUGAUUUCCAACGCUACAGCAACAGGUUUACUAGCAUGGAUUGGGGGGCACGGUCUAUAGAUAUCAAAACUGAAACAUCAAAUCUUUUCAUGGACUUUGAUACAUUAUCUAUCGUAGAAACAUAAAAAUAGUUGAAAUAAAACGAACUAAAUAAUA